Molecule: messenger RNA, 1950 nt
Organism: Corticium candelabrum
Lineage: Eukaryota; Metazoa; Porifera; Homoscleromorpha; Homosclerophorida; Plakinidae
Product: DNA polymerase iota-like
Exons: 1
Coding region: 268-1839 (523 amino acids)
Biological process (GO): translesion synthesis
Molecular function (GO): DNA-directed DNA polymerase activity; damaged DNA binding
Source: RefSeq, a predicted model, not a curated record
CCACACCCAUUUCUGUUGUGCGACCCGGAUUAGAAGCCUCGCUACGCUCGGCAAUUAAAACAGCAUCGUGAAAGAGCCUCUAGCUAGCGCGCAGCAACCCAACAAACGCCUAAUUGCUCUUUUCUCACCUUCAUCGUUGAACUGCGUUGAAAGUACUGUCGCCUUGCUUUUCUUGGUCCUUUCCAACUUAGACCAACAGCAUCGAACCAGAUCUACGUCUACCUGUGAUAUCGUAUACGGGAUGUAUUAAAUAUUCAAGACCCGGAUAUGAGUACCGCAGCCAGAACAAGUGAUCAAGAAGAAAAAGACGAAGCCGAAUGGACCCAAACACUCAGCCAAGUCGUAUCUCCAUCUAAAAAGACAAAGCUUAUGGCUAUCCAGCCUCCUGCACUUAUUUCCAAACUUGGGAAUUCAAGACUGAUCGUUCACAUCGACAUCGACUGCUUUUACGCGCAAGUAGAAAUGCUGCGUAAUCCAUCAUUGAGAGACCGGCCUCUUGGAAUACAACAGAAGAACAUCGUAGUAACGUGCAACUACGUGGCUAGAGCAAGAGGUGUUUCCAAGCUAUCGCUGGUGUCGGAAGCAAAGCUGAAGUGCCCGGAUCUGGUAUUGAUUAGAGGAGAAGACCUCACACCAUACAGAGAUGUAUCGCACAAGAUGUUUGAACUAAUGCGAUCAUACACAGACAAAGUAGAAAGAUUGGGUUUAGAUGAGUGUUUUCUUGAUGUUACUGAUGUGAUUAGCAGAAUUGGAGACAAGAUGCAAGGUGCAAUUGUCGGACACAUCUACACUGGUGGGGAGUCUGCGUUUUGUGUUGACAGUGUUCCUGAUAGAGACAGCUAUAAUAGACUGGCAGCAGGCUCACAACUAGCUGCUAAAAUUAGGUCAGACUUGGCAGACACCAUAGGGCUGACAUCUUGUGCUGGAAUUGCCCAUUCAAAGUUGUUAGCUAAAGUGGGUGGGACUAUGAAUAAGCCUAAUGCUCAGACAACUAUACUGCCAAUAUAUUCAGACGAUUUAUUGUCUUGCUUGAAAGUCGGUCAAAUACCUUGGAUAGGAAGCAAAUGCAGCAAGCAGUUGAAAGAAGCUGGAUUUGAAUUUGUGUCUGAUGUCGCGUUGUUGCCACAUGACAAACUCGUUGAUAUUCUUGGAGGUGCGAAUACAGCGCAAAACGUUUAUCUACUUUGCCACGGAAUCGAUGACAGUGAGGUAAUACCAUCAGGGGCAGCUAAACAAUACUCUAUUGAGGAUUCAUUUCAAGAAUGCUUUACGGUGGAAGAAGCCCACCAUCGAUUGGACACUCUGUGUUCAAGGUUACUAGAGAGGUACUACCAUGAUGAACAGGACAGGAGGAUUCCUACAACAGCAAGAAUAUCUGUGAGGAAGCAUUCGUCGUAUCAUCGAGAAAGCAGGCAGUGUGCAUUGCCAUUGGCAAUCUUUCAAACAAGCAAUCGAAAGGAACAGUUAGAUGCUAUUUGCAGUGUGUUUAAGAGUCUGUUAUCUAAGGCAUUAGAUUUGAAGAAACCAUUUCAUUUAACUCUCAUUAAUGUGGCUUUCACUGGUCUUAAAUUGAAGACUUCAACUGAUAGUAAUUUGUACAAAUUUUUUCGCCCUUCAGCUGGACAGCAAUCUAUUCUCUCUUCUGAAUCAUCAACAAUGUCAGAGUCUAAUAAGCGCCUACCAAAAGACAUUGAUGUGACUGUAUUUGAGACACUUCCACAAGACAUUCAAACAGAGUUGUUGGAGAGAUGGAAGAAACCUGCUGUUAUUGCAGCGAAGCAAAUAAACAGUAACUCAACAGGGACAGGAAUAAAGAGAUACUUUACGCGUAAGGCAUAGACGUAUUGUCUUGCCUUGCCAAACGGAUAUGACAGACUGCAGCCAUUGCUAACACAUUCCUAAGGCGCAGUAAGCAAGGUCUAAAAUUGAAAACCGGUUUUAUAAAAUUUA